Molecule: messenger RNA, 1845 nt
Organism: Endocarpon pusillum Z07020
Lineage: Eukaryota; Fungi; Ascomycota; Eurotiomycetes; Verrucariales; Verrucariaceae
Exons: 4
Coding region: 1-1845 (614 amino acids)
Biological process (GO): proteolysis
Molecular function (GO): serine-type endopeptidase activity; tripeptidyl-peptidase activity
Source: RefSeq, a predicted model, not a curated record
AUGCACUUCUUUGCGAUUGCUGUGGGCCUUUUAGCUCUCAUGAUGCCUCUGUUCGCCCUUCCUCACUCUGAAGCUGAGGUUCUCGAACAGCUUCGAGGAAUUCCGGAUGGUUGGAUCCAGGGAGCUGCUCCUGCAGCUUCUACACCUCUCAAACUCCGCAUCGCUGUCCAUCAACCGAGACAGGCCGAGUUUGAGCAACUGGUCAUUGACAUGUCAACCCCUGAUCACCCAAGUUAUGGUCAGCAUAUGAAGCGCGAUCAGAUGAAGGCAUUUCUUCGACCCAGCAAAGAAGUCUCUGAAGCUAUUCUGGGCUGGCUUCGCUCAGAAGGCGUUCCUGAGGCCGACAUUGAGGACGACGGUGACUGGAUCAAUUUUAAAGUUGCAGUCGGCAAAGCUGAAAGCAUGCUCAAUACACAUUUCUACUACUUUCAGAACAAGGAUGCCGGUAUCCAACGAAUCCGAACACUACAGUACUCUAUCCCACUGGCUCUCCAUGGCUAUGUGCAGAUGAUCCAGCCAACAACGCGCUUUGGCCAACUUCGUCCUCAGGUGAGCAUGGUAAUGGACUCAUUUAAGGCAGAGUCCGAAUAUCAUCCUUCUGGUUACAACGCGACCUUCUGUAAUUACACAGUUACCCCGGAUUGUCUUCGUGGACUGUAUCAGCUCGAUGGCUUUCUGGCGGAUCCCAACGUUGGCAAUUCACUUGGCAUUUCAGGUUUUCUAGACCAAUAUGCCCAGUAUGCGGAGCUGGAGAGAUUUGUCAAUGAAUACGCGACCUACGCAAGAAACGCUUCCUUUGACGUGGUCUCAAUCAAUGGCGGUCUCAACACGCAAAAUGUACCAAAUAGCAUUGACACUGGUGAAGCAAAUUUGGAUAUGCAGUACGGUAUCGCAUUGUCUUACAACACGCCAGUGACCUACUAUACGACUGGCGGUCUGGGUUUGCUGGUGCCAGAUCUCGACCAGCCUGACGCCGCCUCCAACCAGAACGAGCCCUACCUUGACCAGCUGCAAUAUCUUCUCUCCCUCGACGACGACAAGCUCCCAAAGGUACUGACAACAUCAUAUGGUGAGGAUGAGCAGAGUGUGCCUGAAGAAUAUUCGCGCUCGGUGUGUUCCUUGUUUGCUCAACUCGGGAGUCGGGGCACAUCGGUCAUAUUCGCCUCUGGUGAUACUGGUGUUGGUAGCGCUUGUCAAACGAACGAUGGAAAGAACACAACACGGUUUCUACCCAUUUUCCCUGCGGCCUGUCCCUUUGUCACCUCGGUUGGCGGUACUCAACACGUCGAGCCAGAAGAGGCUGUCUCAUUUUCUUCGGGGGGAUUUUCUGACCGCUUCCCUCGACCAGCCUAUCAGGAAGAUGCUGUGGGCGCUUACCUUGAUAGACUCGGAGAUACCUGGGCUGGCCUGUACAACCCUGAUGGCAGGGGUUUCCCAGAUGUUGCCGCGCAAGCGGUCAAUUACAGUGUCUACGAUAAGGGCGUCUUGAAGAAAUUUCUUGGUACCUCGGCUUCUGCGCCUACCUUUGCGGCUAUUGUGGCAGACCUGAACAGCAUUCUCCUUUCCAAAGGCAAACCACAACUUGGGUUCCUGAACCCGUGGAUCUACCAGAAAGGAUACAAGGGUCUGACGGAUAUCGUUGAUGGUGGCUCGAGAGGGUGCAGAGGAUUCAGCAUUUACUCUGGCCUACCGGCACCACGAGUGCCGAAUGCGACGUGGGCGGCUGUUGAAGGUUGGGAUCCAGUCACCGGCUAUGGCACGCCCAUAUUUCCGAAGCUGGUGCAGUUGAUUGAUGUUGGCGGCAACAGCGGAGGCGGCAGCGAUGAUACUUACUCAUCAGUGUGA